Molecule: messenger RNA, 1473 nt
Organism: Folsomia candida
Lineage: Eukaryota; Metazoa; Arthropoda; Collembola; Entomobryomorpha; Isotomidae
Product: gastrula zinc finger protein XlCGF8.2DB-like
Exons: 3
Coding region: 458-1381 (307 amino acids)
Biological process (GO): regulation of DNA-templated transcription
Molecular function (GO): RNA polymerase II cis-regulatory region sequence-specific DNA binding; DNA-binding transcription factor activity, RNA polymerase II-specific
Source: RefSeq, a predicted model, not a curated record
GGAAAUGGGAAAAAUGGAAGAAAUGGGAAAAACUCUGGUCUUGGGGCAAUGCGAAACAACUUCUUUAAAACUUAAGAUUUUCAAAAUUUGAGUUCAUAUUCGUAUUCUCCAUCAAAUUUUGAGAAAAUUAGUUGGUAAUACGGUUCAAUUCGAACAAUCUCUAAAAUUAACAUGUAUUCAUAUGGGAAAAUUGGAAAAAUAAUUAAAACUGAUCAAAAGUGCCCGUAUUACAUAUCAGAAUUUUCAGAAAUUCGUGGAGAUCACGAAUAUGAAGUCCAAUUCCGGAAAUAUUGGUUAUUAAAGAAGUUAGCUUUCCCCAUAACUAAAUACAUGGGCAGCCAUAUUUCCCAUUUUGAACGGUAAAAACCGUUUUUCCCGGUUUUUACCACUUUUUCCCACCUGCCGUGGUAAAAAAUAGCUUUUGACGGGAAAAACAAAACCCUGAUACCGACUCCACAUGGAUCUGACGCCAGGAAAGAAGUCGGAGUAUUCAAAGUUCUCGAAAACGUAUAAAACGAAAAGAAACUUGCCUCAACACAUGGCGAUGACUGAUCCGAAUGCGAAGGUCAAAUGUGAGGUUUGCGGAAUACUUUACAAAAACCGAAACACUUUAUCUUCCCACGUGUCGAGAGAUCACACGAACCGGAUGCGACCAAGUUGUGUCACUUGUGACCGUGUGUUUUCUACCCUUCAAUCCUUUCGUAACCAUGUCGACACCAUUCACAGCACGAGGGAACGACCUCGCUUCUCAUGCACAUUUCCUGGCUGCGAGAAAAGCUAUCUACACACAGGCAACUUGGCGAAACACGUGAACACUGAACAUGCCGCGAAUCCUGUCCGAUUUCCGUGCACACUUUGCGGAAAGGACUUCAAAAGGAAGGCUCACCUGGAGAGUCACAUUCUCACCCACACGACGGAAAAGACGUAUAAUUGUUCCACUUGUGGGAAGAGUUUCGCCCACAGGGGACACAUAAAGAGUCACGAGAGGACACAUUUGGAGAAUUCUACCAAACGAGUGUUAAAGUGUCACCUCUGUCAGCAGACCUUCUCCCGGAAGGAUAGUCUAAAGCACCACGUCCGAGUUGUGCAUGAAAAUCAGAGGAAUUUUCCGUGCACAGUUUGUGACAUGAGAUUCUCCUAUUUAACUGGCUUGAAGCGUCACAUGGAGGCGAGACAUGGGACGAAUAAAGAGCGGAUCCAUUCCUGCGACAAGUGCGAGUACAGGAGCCACUCGAAACACAAUUUGGCCAAUCACAGAUUGCGCCACAGCGGGGCGAGGCAUGGGUGUGACUUCUGUGGGAAGAAAUUCCUCAUUUUUAGCGAAUUGGUUAACCAUUGUCGAGUUCAUACGUUAGAAAAUUCAAAAUACUUGUGUAUUUAGAUCCAUAAUUACGUAUGUACAUAUUUAUAUGUAUGAAAUGACAUCAAUAAUUUUCGAUUUUUUAUAACUUUAUAUGAAUUCAGUUGCGUUGU